UGCAAAGAUGGGGACCCUCCAGCGCCAGACAACUCUGUCUAAGCAGACAUCUGCCGUUUUCCAGAUGACUCUGGAUCAGCUGCAGCAGUCAGUGGGCUCUGGGAAACCCUUUGGCAGCAUGAAUAUGGAGGAUUUUCUGGCGGCUGUGUGGGACAGAGAUGCUGGAGGUGUCCCACCUCCAUCAGAGGCAGGGUACAACCUGCCUGAGGAAGUGCCAGCAUUCCAGCCCCAGGCCCCUGCAGCGCUGCACCCAGACUACAGCGGCAAGACUGUGGAGGAGGUGUGGAACUCGAUCCACAAGAGCAACGGCAACAAUGAGGGGCAGCAGCAGGGAGUUUUGCCAGGGUUUCAGACUGUGACACUGGGCAGCUUCCUGGAGAGGGUGGGCGUGGACUUCCCCUCCAUGGACCUCCAGCAGGAUGGCCUGCUUCCCCCUGCACCAGAGCUGCAGGUCCACACCUUCUAUCCCCAGGUAGAUGCAGCUGUUCACAUCACUCAGAGCGCGCCGAUGCGCGUGAAGAAGGACCUGGGCCUGCCCUACAUCAGCCAGCAGUUCGACCCUGUCAUCCAGCCGCGGGCAAGCAGGCGCGGCGGACGGCCCCCCUUCCAGGAGCAGGAAGAGGCUGGCAGGAGCCCAAGUAUAGUGGAGGGUAGGCCUUGGCCGCUGGCAAGGCCUCCAAGUCCACCCAUCUCCAUGCCGCAGACCCCCUCACACAGCCCCUCCAGCCAGCCGGAAAAGAACGGUCCCAUGUCAGGCCCCUCCAGCAUGCCCAUCGAUUUCCCGCCCUCCACCAGUGCGCCCGGCACAUCACAACAGGGCGGGCGCACGGCAAUGGCGCAGCAGAGUUUGGGGAUGCCGCCGCUGCCGCUGCAGCAGCCGACGUCGAAGCAGUCGCCGGGGGCGGCCGCGCGCGCGGCGCGGCAGCGCAAGCGGAAGGCCGAGCCGGAGGUCAUGGACGAGCGCACACAGCGCCUGCAGAAGCGCAUGGUCAAGAACAGGGAGAGUGCAGCUCGAUCCAGGCAAAGGAAGCAGGAGUACACAGCCACACUGGAGCAGCAGGUGGACGAGCUGAAGCAGCAGAACAGGGAGCUGCUAGAGCGAGUCAUCGCGCACUGUCAGCCGCCACCUGCCGCGCAUGUGCCCACGCUCGAGGGCCAGCCUCUGAGGCGCACUCGCACAACUCCCCUGUGA
Coccomyxa subellipsoidea C-169 is the source of this 1192-nucleotide messenger RNA. RefSeq lists its product as hypothetical. The transcript is spliced from 9 exons. Gene Ontology annotation, biological process: positive regulation of DNA-templated transcription. The record is from RefSeq and is a predicted model, not a curated record. Lineage: Eukaryota; Viridiplantae; Chlorophyta; Trebouxiophyceae; Coccomyxaceae. Gene Ontology annotation, molecular function: DNA-binding transcription factor activity. The coding region runs from base 8 to 1192 and encodes 394 amino acids.